AUGUGUCCUUGGACCAGACCAACUCUUUUUGCAUUGCUUCACCAUUCUAAUUUCGUUGCCACAGCUCCAAUCUUGUUGAAAUAUCAUUGUGCUACCGUCGACCACCAUCGCCCGUAUUUCGGCCUCCAGCAUGCUUGCACACGCUUUCAUUACCACGCUAUCUGCGCUUCGGUGCCUGCGCAAGGUAACGCAUCUAUAUGUUCACCGAUUAUUGCAGUUGCGUCAUGCGGCGAGAUAUGUCACGUGGUCCAUCACCUUCACCUUCACCCUUCACGCCAGGAAGGGCUCGGCAGGCAACCAUAUUUCUACCUCACUUCUCCACCUGUCUUGUCGCCUCCUUUUGUUCAACACCAUCUCCGCCAUCACGUCUUUGGGGAGAGAGUCGAGAUGGAGGAGGCGACGACAAAGGAGGUAUCGGCCCAUGGCGCCCAAACGAUGGCCAGUAGCACGAUCAACACUAACAUUACGCAAUCGACCCAGUCAGCACGCGGCGCUCCAAUUCCAAAACCGACCUAUUUCAAUGUGUUCUCUACUAAGAGCGUUUUUGGCAACGACGUCGAGUAUGUCAAUCUAUGCGGAGAUGAUGAGGAAGAGCCAUCCCUGACGGCUCAAUUUGGAGGGACUCUUAAGAACGAAGUGGACGCUUGUCAUCAAAUGGACGGACAGGCGUUGCAAGCUCUCGCGGAGAAUGGACGUAUGCACGUUUCGAACCCUAGCAGAGGCCCCGACCUUCGAGAUCUUCUGAAAGCGAAUGAUACGAGGAAUGCGGAAGAGAAGAGGGAGGCGAAGGAAGCAGAGCAACCUUCCAUCAUGACUCAAGUUCUCAGUACCGUAGACGAUAGAGCACCUCUGUCGAAGAACACUCCAUCGCCCAAGCCGCGCAAGACCCCAUCCAAACACAUGGUCCGCGAUUCUGAUACUGAGCUUCGCUCUCACGAAAUUAGAGCUCAACAGAACGAUCGGUCGAAGAUCUUGACAACAGGCUCUCUCUUGCCACGGGAUCGCACGCUCCUCAGCCUGAUGACCAUGCAAAAAACCGGAGGAUUUAUCUCGAGCGUGCUGGGUGCAGAACGAAGCAAGGGAUUGGCACCAGAGAUACAAGGCAUCUUUCCAACAGUUUCGAAGACAUCCGGAGAACUGGACCGGAGAUCCGCCCCACAAAAGCGCAAAGCUGAUGACAAUGUCCAAGAAGCUUCUUCAAGUACAGGUUUCCGCCCUGGCAAGAUGACCCACGCCGUCAAGGCGGCUCGUAUUGGAUUCACUGAACCUCCGAAGACUAUUGCGCUCGCUACGCCACCUCCAACGCCUCUCAAGCCUUCAUUCAAUGACGCGCCAUCAACGCCGUGUACCCCGACACCCAGCACUGCCAUAAUUAUCUCGGAGUCGGAAGAGGAAACCUUGGACCCUUUGGCUUUCUCACUGAAGCCACCCAUCUGGACGCCCUGGCGUGGGAGCGAAUAUCAGGAUCUGGCCACCGCCAUUGCGACCUCCUUACUCAUCGAUAAGUUCGCGACCGAGCACAACCGCACUCAUGCGGACGUGCUGUCCGUCCUCGACGCGACUGUGCUCCGUCCACUCCGUGAUGUCGAGGAGGCCAAGGAGCGAGCCGAGAAAGGUUUAGCGCAAUUAUUUGCUCUCUACACAGAUUAUGGAACGCCGAAACGCAUUUGGGCGAAGGGAUCCGGUUAUGAGAUAAUCGGAGAAUUGAAAGAUGUCCGCCUUGGCGAGGUGAUCGUCGUUGGAAAGAGUUGUGUCGAGGUCGACCAGGAUGAUGAUUGUUUUGAGGGCUCUACUUCUGAUCAAUCGAAGCGAACCAAGAAGCCAGAGACGGUUGUAAUACCUAUCACAGUGUUGACAAGGUCCGAUCAUCAGUGGCUGUACGGAGUCUUGAAGGAGGACAAGCGCAAGAUCUUGGGAAAGGUUCCUAGGAAGCCACGCCCGAAGGCCCUCCAAGUGGACACCUCCACCAAACUAACCGACAGAGAGCGUGAAUUCAUGCAAAUAGCGAAGAGGGGCGCUGUAAAGCGGAGCCUCACUCCAAGUCCAACCUCAAGUUCAAGGUCCGACGCUAUCUUUCCGGAUACUAUGUCCAGUCCUUCUCCAACCAGGAGGUACUCCCAUAAGACAUAA
This is a messenger RNA of Mytilinidion resinicola, 2130 nucleotides long. RefSeq lists its product as uncharacterized. Bases 1 to 2130 code for a protein of 709 amino acids. The transcript has a single exon. Lineage: Eukaryota; Fungi; Ascomycota; Dothideomycetes; Mytilinidiales; Mytilinidiaceae. The record is from RefSeq and is a predicted model, not a curated record.